AUGUCUUUCCACCAGUCCUGCCGAAACAUUCAUAUCAAACCUGAAAAUGGGUACACGAUGCUCCUAGCUGAUGUUCGUGACAUGCGUGGAAACUACAUCCAUCGCAAGAUUCGCCUAGAUGACCAUAUUGGGAACACUGACGGUUGGUUCAUUUGGGGUGGCACCAACUUUACGCGGUCUGCCCGUAACGUUGUCCUUGAGGAUACUCCCUGGGGCCCCAAAUUGUGUGCCGACCUACCCAUGAUAAACGGUGGGUCUCGCGGACGCCAAGGAAUGAUGCUGUCCGAUAAGAUCCAGAAUGUAGAUGGUCGUCUCAAAUUCCUUGGGCCUUGA
Molecule: messenger RNA, 333 nt
Organism: Aspergillus alliaceus
Lineage: Eukaryota; Fungi; Ascomycota; Eurotiomycetes; Eurotiales; Aspergillaceae
Product: CVNH domain-containing protein
Exons: 3
Coding region: 1-333 (110 amino acids)
Source: RefSeq, a predicted model, not a curated record